AUGCAAGCAGAGGCGCCCGCCUGCUUGGCAGCCGCUGCCUGCGGUGCAAACGCCGCGCUGACGGCCCACGGCGACCACCCCUCACCGGCGACGCGUCUAUGGCUCCUAAUACCACAGGAGCUUGCCGUGCCGCCGCUGCUGGCGGGCAAGGACGUCGUUCUUGCCGCAGAGACGGGCAGCGGCAAGACCCUCGCCUACCUGGCACCAAUAGCAUCGCUGCUCCUCCGCCACCGCGAGGCCGAGGCUGAGGGUGGCGCCGCCGCCGCGCCGCCGGGGCCCGGCGCCGGCGGCGGCCCGGACGCGCCGCCGGCCGCGGCGGAGGCGCGGCGCCCCCUGGCCCUCGUCCUGGUCCCCAACACCGCCCUCGCCGCUCAGGUGCUCGUCGCCGCCGGCGCGCUGCGCGGCGCCGACGGCGCGCCGCUGCUGCGCGCGAUCACCGUCUCGUCCCGCUGUCCGCCGCCCUUUGACCGGCCCGACCUGGUCGUCACCACGCCGGGCGCCCUGGUGACGCUGCUGCGGGACGUGGAGGGUUACGGGUGGCUGUGGACGCCGGAGGGGCUGGCGUCCGCGGUGAGGCACCUGGUGGUUGACGAGGCGGACCUCUUACUAAACGGCGGUUACGAGAGGGACCUCAAAAACAUCCUGGAGCUUAUGAAGGUGUACGAGCGCCGCCAGAUGGAGGAGGCAGCUGCCGCGCAGCUGCGCGUCUCCCCGGAGCUGAUGCGCGGCCUGCCGCGGCCGCUCAAGCUCGCCCUCUGGGACGGCGGAGUGAAAGCCCUCCUGGCCGCCGGCUGGCGGAGCCCCGGCGCCGCGCGGAGCAGCGGCGGUGGCGGCGGCGGCGAGGAGCGGGCCGCCGGCAUCGGCAAGGACGCGGCGGCGGCGCUGCGGAAGCAGUACGCGUUCGUGGCGGCGACGAUGCCUGCUGUCAGCCAGGAGGACACCGGCAGCGAGCUGCAGCGGCGGUACAAGGGGGCGGUGUGGGUGGCCGGUGACUUGCUGCACCGCAGCAAGCCGCGGGUGACGCACGAGUGGGUGGAGUUGCAGGAGGACGGCCAGGCCUGGGCCGACGCGCUGACGCGCGCGGUGACGGGCUGCGAGGACUACGCGGCGGGCCGGGCGCGCGUGCUGGUGUUUUCGAAGGACGUCGCGAGCGCGGACGCGGUGUCUGAGCUGCUUGGGCGCCGCGGAGUGCGCCACCACGUGUACCACAAAGCUGUGCCUCAAGAGGACCGCGAGGCCGCGCUCCUAGCCAUGGCCACAGCUGCGGCAGCGGACGGGCCCGGCGGGAGCAGCAGCGGCAGCAGCGGCGGCGGCGGCGGCAGCGGCAGGGGCAACGUGGUUUUGGUCAGCACGGACGCGGCGGCGCGCGGGAUCGACCUGCCGGGCGUGACCCACGUAGUCCAGGCGGACUUUGCGCUGAACGCCGUGGACUUCAUCCACCGCAUCGGCCGGACUGCCCGCGCGGACCGGGGCGGCAAGGUCACGUCACUGGUGCUGCCUGAGGCGUCUGUCCUGGCGGCGGCGCUGAGGGCGUACGUCGAGGAGGGGCGGCCGCUGGAGGGCGCCUUUAGCAGAAAUCGGUCGUUCAGCAAGAAGGUCCGAAAGUACGGCACCUUUGUGCCUCGCGGAGAGGAGGGGCCGGGGGGCCGCGGCGAGGGCGGCGGCGGCGCCGAUGCGCGGCAGUGA
Monoraphidium neglectum is the source of this 1686-nucleotide messenger RNA. RefSeq names its product DEAD-box ATP-dependent RNA helicase 22. The coding region runs from base 1 to 1686 and encodes 561 amino acids. The record is from RefSeq and is a predicted model, not a curated record. Gene Ontology annotation, molecular function: ATP binding; nucleic acid binding. The transcript has 3 exons. NCBI's taxonomy places the organism in Eukaryota, Viridiplantae, Chlorophyta, Chlorophyceae, Sphaeropleales, Selenastraceae. Gene Ontology annotation, biological process: mitochondrial large ribosomal subunit assembly. Gene Ontology annotation, cellular component: mitochondrion.